Molecule: messenger RNA, 1539 nt
Organism: Centrocercus urophasianus (Greater sage-grouse)
Lineage: Eukaryota; Metazoa; Chordata; Aves; Galliformes; Phasianidae
Gene: GMPPA
Product: GDP-mannose pyrophosphorylase A
Exons: 13
Coding region: 43-1491 (482 amino acids)
Biological process (GO): biosynthetic process
Cellular component (GO): cytoplasm
Molecular function (GO): transferase activity
Source: RefSeq, a predicted model, not a curated record
GUGUCCCGGAAGUGUCGCGCCAGGCCGGGCAGCCGUGCUGUCAUGCCGCUGAAGGCCGUGAUCCUCAUCGGGGGCCCGCAGAAGGGCACCCGCUUCCGGCCGCUCUCCUUCGAGGUGCCCAAGCCGCUGUUCCCCGUGGCCGGCGUGCCCAUGGUGCAGCACCACAUCGAGGCGUGCGCCAAGGUGCCCGGCCUGAAGGAGAUACUGUUGAUGGGCUUCUACCAGCCCCACGAAGCCCUCAGCCGCUUCCUGGCGGCGGCCCAGCAGGAAUUCAAGAUUCCCAUCAGGUACCUGCAGGAGUAUGCGGCUCUGGGCACGGCUGGGGGUAUCUACCACUUCCGUGACCAGAUCCUGGCAGGUGGUGCUGAUGCAUUCUUUGUCCUCAACGCGGACGUGUGCUCCGAGUUCCCCUUGCAGGAGAUGCUGGACUUCCAACAGCAGCACGGGGACACGGACAGCUUUGUCAUCCUGGGCACCACGGCCAACAGGACGCAGGCUCUGAAUUAUGGCUGCAUCGUGGCCAACGCAGACACGCAGGAGGUCCAGCACUACGUUGAGAAGCCCAGCACGUUUGUCAGUGAGAUCAUCAACUGUGGCAUCUACCUUUUCACACCAGCCAUCUUCCAGCACAUCGGCGAGGUCUUCCAAAGGAACCAGCAGGAGCUAGCACUAGAGGAGAACUCCAAUGGCUGGCAGCGUGCUGAAGUGAUCCGGCUGGAGCAGGAUGUGUUCACAGCCCUGGCUGGGAGUGGUAAACUCUACGUCUACAAAACUGAUGGCUUCUGGAGCCAGAUCAAAUCAGCUGGCUCUGCAAUCUAUGCCAGUCGCCUCUACCUGAACCAGUACAGCCAAAGCCACCCAGAGAGGCUGGCCCAAAACAAACCUGGAGGCCCCAUCAUCCGAGGGAAUGUGUACAUCCACCCUACAGCUUCUGUUGACAGCACAGCAGUGCUAGGCCCCAAUGUCUCCAUUGGGGAAGGAGUGACGGUAGGAGCUGGUGUGCGCAUACGCGAGUCCAUCAUCCUGCAUGGGGCCUCACUGCACGACCACACCUGUGUCCUCAAUACCAUUGUGGGCUGGGACAGCACCAUUGGGCGCUGGGCCCGGGUUGAAGGGACACCCAGUGACCCCAACCCCAACGAUCCCUAUGCCAAAAUUGACAGCGAGACACUCUUCCGCGACGGCCGCCUCACACCUUCCAUCACAAUCCUGGGCUGCAGUGUCACCAUCCCUGCUGAGGUUGUUAUUCUCAAUUCCAUCGUCCUUCCUCACAAGGAGCUGAGCCGCAGCUACAAGAACCAGAUCAUCCUCUCUGCGCUAAAGCCCUGUGUGCUGCCGAGGGUGCAUCACGCCUCACUUCCCACCAGGCACUGCAUUAGGGAUUCUCCAUCCAUCCCAUACCACCCCAGCUGGAUGGAUUUGCAGCAAAUCCUUGCUCCCAGCCUUGUGCAUUCCUUUGCCAGUUCUGCUGUGGUCCUUGGUGAAGAUUAGCUGUUCCCUGACUUUAAGCACAUUAAACUCUUUCAGUUUUGCCUCUGC